Messenger RNA from Dichotomopilus funicola, 576 nucleotides. RefSeq lists its product as uncharacterized. NCBI's taxonomy places the organism in Eukaryota, Fungi, Ascomycota, Sordariomycetes, Sordariales, Chaetomiaceae. The record is from RefSeq and is a predicted model, not a curated record. Gene Ontology annotation, cellular component: mitochondrion. The transcript is spliced from 2 exons. Bases 1 to 576 code for a protein of 191 amino acids.
AUGGCCACAGAAACAGGAGGAGCCGGUGGUGGUGGUGGUGGGAGGAGUGACCCAGCAGCAGCAGCAACAGCCCCGCGGCUGCCCAUGCCAUCGCGCAACCCACUACCGCUGUCGGCGUCGCAGGAGGCCCAAGUGCGCGAUGUGUUUUACGAGCGGGUGCGGAGUAAAUGCGGGCCGGAGAUCAAAGCCUUCGCAGACUGUGCCCUCCACCGCACCUUCACCGCCCCUUUCGCCUGCCGCGCGCCCCACCGCAUCAUGAACAGCUGCAUGAAGACGCACGCCACACAAGAAGAGCACGACGCCGCGCGCGAGGAGUGGUUCGCCCUGCGGAUGCAGCGGGCGAAAGAAAGGGAGCGGAAGGCGCUGCGGAAGGCGGAGCAGGAGGCCUUUUUGCGGGAGUGGUGGGGCUUGCCGGAGAAGGAUCGGGAGCAGGCGAAGAGGGAGUGGGAGAAGUUGAAGAGGGGGGAGAGGAUUGGGGGGGGGUAUGAUCGUGUUUCUUCUGGUGGUGGUGCUGCUGCUGGUGGUGCUGCGGGGGGGAGUUUAGAGGGUGGGAAAGGGGGGGAUGGGGGGAGGUGA